Austrofundulus limnaeus is the source of this 5560-nucleotide messenger RNA. It is a transcript of the gene mib1, whose product is annotated as MIB E3 ubiquitin protein ligase 1. The transcript is spliced from 22 exons. Lineage: Eukaryota; Metazoa; Chordata; Actinopteri; Cyprinodontiformes; Rivulidae. Gene Ontology annotation, cellular component: cytoplasm. Gene Ontology annotation, biological process: endocytosis; Notch signaling pathway; protein ubiquitination. Gene Ontology annotation, molecular function: ubiquitin-protein transferase activity; zinc ion binding; protein binding. Bases 592 to 3717 code for a protein of 1041 amino acids. The record is from RefSeq and is a predicted model, not a curated record.
AGCUAGUUGUUGCUCGUCGUCUGAGGGUUGAGCGAUGAUUGAAAAUAAUGGCGACGCGUUUUUUCUGACUUCAGCCCAUGGAGCGAUCUUGGGCUGAUAAAACGAACACUUUGGAUGCUUUCCCUGCACUUCCGACAACAACAUUAAGGAAAAUCAGACAAGAAAAGGAGUACUUUCACUCUAAGCCACAAGAAAAUUUUAUAUCGCUACUACCACGGUUAGCUAUCGCUAGCUGUUGUGCCUGCUAGCUUGCUAAGUUGAAGAGGUGGCAUUCUUGUGUGGAAACAGGGAAGAGCAACGAGCACCCUGCUGAAAGCUGAGAUCUGUGCAUGUUAGAAAUGUGUGUACUUUAUGUCCCUGUUUAGAUAAGAGUUUUUCAGGUGGGUACAAUAAGUGAGCGCCGAAUUGCUGUUGGCGUUAGGUUCUAGUUUUUGGAAGAGGCUCGGGCAGGGUACCCAAAGCAGAGACUACCUUCACUUGAGGAUUGUUGUUAAGACAUUUAAUAGGAAAGCUGCCUUCCAGCGCAGCGAUAGCUUGCUAGCCCACACGCUUAAGGAUCGUUGUAGAUUUGCAAGAUAUAUUUUUUUGUAAAUGACCACCGGCAGGAACAACCGAGCGAUGAUGGAAGGGGUAGGAGCCAGAGUGGUCCGCGGACCCGACUGGAAGUGGGGGAAGCAGGACGGUGGCGAGGGGCAUGUUGGCACGGUUCGGAGUUUUGAAAGUCCAGAAGAAGUGGUUGUUGUUUGGGAUAACGGGACUGCUGCCAACUACCGUUGUUCUGGAGCUUACGACAUACGGAUAUUAGACAGUGCUCCUACAGGUAUAAAGCAUGAUGGAACCAUGUGUGACACCUGUCGCCAACAGCCAAUCAUCGGCAUUCGCUGGAAAUGUGCAGAGUGCACCAAUUACGACCUCUGCACAACCUGUUACCAUGGAGACAAGCAUCAUUUAAGACACCGGUUCUACAGGAUCACCACUCCGGGCAGUGAAAGAGUACUUUUGGAGUCGCGUCGCAAAUCCAAGAAAAUCACAGCCAGAGGGAUCUUUGCUGGUGGUCGGGUUGUGAGAGGAGUCGACUGGCAGUGGGAGGACCAGGAUGGAGGCAAUGGGAGGAGAGGGAAGGUGACAGAGAUCCAGGACUGGAGUGCGGCCAGCCCUCACAGCGCCGCCUACGUACUGUGGGACAACGGGGCAAAGAACCUGUACAGAGUUGGCUUUGAGGGAAUGUCUGACCUGAAAUGUGUCCAGGAUGCCAAAGGAGGCUCAUUUUACAGAGACCACUGUCCUGUUUUAGGUGAGCAGAAUGGCAACAGAAAUCCUGGUGGUCUUCAAAUAGGCGACCUGGUCAACAUUGAUCUGGAUCUUGAGAUUGUUCAGUCCCUUCAGCACGGCCAUGGGGGGUGGACUGACGGCAUGUUCGAGACCCUCACCACCACAGGCACAGUGUGUGGCAUCGAUGAGGACCAUGAYAUUGUGGUUCAGUACCCCAGUGGGAACAGAUGGACGUUCAACCCAGCAGUGCUGACAAAGGCUAAUGUAGUGCGCAGCGGUGAAGUUGCAGCCGGUGCAGAAGGGGGAAGUUCCCAGUUUCACGUGGGAGACUUGGUUCAAAUCUGCUACGACAUCGACCGCAUCAAACUGCUGCAACGAGGCCACGGAGAGUGGGCUGAAGCAAUGCUGCCCACCCUGGGCAAGGUAGGCCGCGUGCAGCAGAUCUACUCUGACAGUGACCUGAAGGUUGAGGUGUGUGGGACUUCCUGGACGUACAACCCUGCUGCUGUCACAAAGAUAGCUCCGUCUGGCUCUGCUGUCAGCAAUGCCUCUGGAGAGCGUUUGUCUCAGUUAUUGAAGAAGCUUUUUGAGACACAAGAGUCCGGGGACAUCAACGAGGAGCUGGUCAAAGCCGCAGCCAACGGAGACCUAGCCAAAGUGGAGGACAUUCUUAAGAGGCCUGACGUGGAUGUAAACGGUCAAUGUGCUGGACACACUGCUAUGCAGGCAGCCAGUCAGAACGGUCACGUGGAUGUUUUAAAGCUGCUGCUUAAACACAGCGUGGACCUAGAGGCUGAGGACAAAGAUGGAGACCGUGCAGUGCACCAUGCAGCKUUUGGUGAUGAAGGUUCUGUCAUUGAGGUGCUGCAUAGGGGUGGUGCUGACCUGAAUGCCAGAAACAAGCGAAGGCAAACUCCAUUGCACAUAGCAGUCAACAAGGGCCAUCUACAGGUGGUUAAAACCUUGCUGGACUUUGGCUGCCACCCCAGUCUUCAGGAUUCAGAGGGAGACACACCUCUGCACGAUGCUAUUAGCAAGAAGAGAGAUGACAUGUUGUCAGUGCUGCUGGAGGCCGGUGCAGACGUCACGAUCACAAACAACAACGGCUUCAACGCCUUGCAUCAUGCUGCCCUGCGAGGAAACCCCAGUGCCAUGCGUGUGCUGCUCUCCAAACUGCCGAGGCCUUGGAUCGUAGACGAGAAGAAGGACGACGGUUACACGGCGCUGCACCUGGCUGCCCUCAACAACCAUGUGGAGGUGGCUGAGCUUUUAGUGCAUCAGGGCAACGCCAGCUUAGACAUUCAGAAUGUCAACCAGCAGACGGCAUUACACCUUGCAGUGGAGCGCCAGCACACUCAGAUAGUUCGGCUGCUGGUGCGGGCCGAGGCCAAGCUGGAUGUGCAGGAUAAGGACGGGGACACACCUCUUCACGAGGCACUGCGCCACCACACGCUGUCCCAGUUGCGACAGCUCCAAGAUAUGCAGGAUGUCAGCAAAGUGGAGCCCUGGGAACCCUCCAAGAACACGUUAAUCAUGGGUUUGGGCACCCAGGGGGCCGAAAAGAAGAGUGCAGCAUCCAUCGCCUGCUUCCUGGCAGCCAACGGAGCAGACUUGACCAUUCGCAAUAAAAAGGGCCAGUCCCCACUGGACCUGUGUCCAGACCCCAGCCUCUGUAAGGCUUUGGCCAAAUGUCACAAAGAGAAGAGCAGUGGUCAGGUGGGCACCCGCAGCCCCUCUCUGAACAGCAACAUGGAGUCCCUGGAGGAGUGUAUGGUGUGUUCAGACAUGAAGAGAGACACUUUGUUUGGACCAUGUGGACACAUCGCUACCUGCUCGCUGUGCUCGCCACGUGUCAAGAAGUGUCUCAUCUGCAAGGAGCAGGUCCAGUCCAGAACUAAGAUCGAGGAGUGUGUAGUCUGCUCUGACAAAAAAGCAGCCGUGUUGUUCCAGCCCUGUGGUCACAUGUGCGCCUGUGAGAACUGUGCCAGCCUCAUGAAGAAGUGCGUACAGUGCCGGGCUGUGGUGGAACGCCGCACCCCCUUUGUUCUCUGCUGUGGAGGGAAAGGUAUGGAGGAUGAUGCCGCUGAUGAUGAUGAUGAUGAUGAUGAUGAUGAUGAUGAUGAUGACCUUACAGGGAGCUCUAACUCUAUGGCAGGGGGAUCGCAGGAUCUUCUCCAGCCCAACAAUCUGGCACUAAGUUGGUCCAGUGGAAACAUCCCGGCCCUGCAGCGAGACAAGGAUAACACGAACGUGAACGCCGACGUCCAGAAACUCCAGCAGCAGCUACAAGACAUCAAGGAACAGACCAUGUGUCCGGUGUGUCUGGACCGGCUGAAGAACAUGAUCUUCAUGUGCGGCCACGGCACCUGUCAGCUCUGCGGGGACCGAAUGAGCGAGUGCCCCAUCUGCCGAAAGGCCAUCGAGCGCCGCAUCCUCCUUUACUAGACCCCCCCACCCCCCACCUCCCUGUACUAGAGCCCAAACUGACAUCUCCUGCAACAGAAGCUGCUGCCACCUUCACAGCACUCGAGUCAGCCAGCCGCGUCGUAAACGACAUCACAACUGCUCUUUUUAAUCUCGUCACAUGGAACUGUUACAAAGCGUAGAAGAAAAAAAUCUGAACUGGCCUAAGUUGGUUUUGUUGUUUUUGUUUUUGUGUCUUCAGUCAAAUCACCUUCUUUACACUUUGCUUUUUUCCCAGUAUUUUAACUUUGAUUAUGGUUUUUCUCUUUUUUCAGGCUGGUGUUCAGGUUCACUUGAGUAUGAACUUAAAGGGCAAAUCUUGUAUCCUGGAUUUGGCCUUUGUGAAAAAAAGCUCUGUCACUUUCUUUCUCAUGUGAAGUUCUCACGCAUGUGUUGCGUUUAGUCCCAGCUGUGGUCGAAAUGUAUCGUAUUUCUAAACUUUUAUGCAAGUGUUUUGGUACUGGAGAAUCUAAAUGUGGUCUCGACAUGCUUAUUUUUCCACGACAGUAUGGAAAGUUCCGGAAACACGGCUCUGUUUAGAGGUUUGCUUGUUUCAGCCUGAAGUUUGUGUUCGUGUCGGUUGAUGUGACGGCUCUGGAUCCCAACUGUCCUUGCAGCAGAAGACCAAAAGUUGGCAGUUUUGCACUAGAAACUUUUCCACAAAAAGCUUUGCUCGCACAGAUUGCGGAGGUCCAUUUCAGUUGCGUAACAGCGCGCACACUUUAGUCCGUCAGCUUGCAGGUAGCACGCCUGUUCUCUGUUUACCGAACUGAAACAACAGGCGUUGUUGCGACACACUUCAGCUGUCGUGUAGCUGCGUUCAGCUUCUGUCCUCUGUUGUAACUCUUUACUGCACAAACCCACGUGAUGCAAACAUUUCUACAACUAAAGUAUCUCAACACACCUUAAUGUUCAACUGUUGAGGCUUGGUGUUAUUGUCUGAAGACACUAACGAGCAUUGCUAAUUCACCAUUGAUGAAUUGGUGCCAUUUGCUUCCAAAAAUCUUCUCGGUUAAUUUAUAUGGGGAUAAGGUGCUCUGUAUCUUGUAUUAAUUUUUAAUUUAAGCGUAUUUUCUUUUCUCAAACACAUAUUAAGCUAGAGAAUACAGUCUAUUAGAAGAUGAAAUAGUAGAGUAAAUUAUUUUGUAUUUCUGCCCUAAUGAUAGGAUUUAUAGACAUCACUGCCUUCCUACUAUGUAGCCUCAAGAUCUGUCAGACGUUCUUGCUUAGAUAUCGUUGAAUUAUGUGAUGUAUUUUUGUUGGCGAUAGUUUUGUAGCAAUCCUCAGUAGAAUCUUGUUUUCUAAAGUAGCUGUAUGUAAGCCUAGUUAUGUUUAUUUGUGAAACAGAAAAAAAAUACAUUUUGUUUAAAGUGUCAAGUAACUUUUCAUCAGUGUUUUAUUUUGGAGGGGGAAAAUGUUUAAUGAUUGAACUUACCUUUAAAAGGCAACUUAUGGAGACUGAGUUAAAUGCCCAAUUUUCAACUACAAACACUUAUUUUUUUAUUUGUUUUUAUUUAGGACUAUCAGCCUUACAGUUUGGAUUAUUUCCCUUGAUUUCAAUAACACUAAGCUAGAAAUGCUAGUACUUAUUAUGGCAGUGUUGUCUUGUUACGGUUGUUGUUUAUUAUGAAAAAAAAAGCCUGUUUUCAACUUUAUUUUUAAACCUUGUAACAGUCCUGUUAAAGAAGUAAUUAGUGUUUUCUUUGGCAUGAAUGUUUGACAUAUGCAGUACGACACGUAUCAUUAAAAAAACGUUCAGUCUGUAUUGCGAACAAGUGCUUUUAAAACAACCAUCCAGCAGAAAUAAAGUUCUAAAUGAACCAAG